AUGGAGAAAGACUUGACAAAGUGGACAGCUUUAAGUGCCUGGGAUUCAAUUUGGCCAAUAAAAGCAAAUCUUCAAACGAGACUCAGCUGGGCGUUUGUUGUCAUGCUGAAGCUGAACAAUUUGUGGGCAAGCAAUAGAAUAAGUUUAGAACAAGGUUCAGGGUGUACUGAUUCGUGGCAGCUUCGAUCAUUCUGUAUGAGUAUGAGGACUGGAUUCUUUCAGAUGACACUAAACCAGGAAUGCAGGCUUUUGAGUACAUGUGCUUCAGGAGGCUGCUACACAUUCCGUACACAGAAUACGAAAGAAACAGCUUGGUCAGGCAAAAAGUCAUCAAUAGACUGGCAGACGGAAACCACUCUUUGCACAGUUGAGAGGAUUUUCUCCAAACGCAUUGCUACUUGCGAAGCGAAUCCUUGCCCACCCUACAAACCGUUCCUUUGCAAGAGUUCGCACAAAUGUAUACCUUUAUCGUCAGUUUGCGAUGAUAUCCCAAACUGCGAUGAAGGAUUCGAUGAAGACCCGGCAUUAUGUAUAGCAUCCAAACGACCACGUGUAGAGGAAAUAUACGACUACCUCACUGGUGCCGGGGCGUGGACAAUAGGUAAACUAUUCGACGGGAUCGAUGCUGAAGUUGUGGCAAAAGCCUUAGCAACUGCGGGAGACUUAAGGGAUCUUCAGAACAUUCUUGGUCUGAGCAACGAAUCGGUAAUGAACAUCGAAAAAGCUUUGAUCGCAUCUGAGGAAGAUGAUCCCAGAGAAAUUGUAUCACUGGGAAUGCCUGAACGAAACUGGGCAAUGACCUCUCAACUGUUAAGGAACCUUCUGGACACCGGAUUCGAAUUAUAGAAUACCAAAAAAUUGGAAUAAUUGUUCAAGAACGCAAAAUAAGCAGUAAAAACCCAUCUGAACUGUA
Messenger RNA from Octopus sinensis (East Asian common octopus), 913 nucleotides. Its product is annotated as neuropeptide prohormone-4. Gene Ontology annotation, molecular function: protein binding. The transcript is spliced from 5 exons. The coding region runs from base 1 to 846 and encodes 281 amino acids. The record is from RefSeq and is a predicted model, not a curated record. NCBI's taxonomy places the organism in Eukaryota, Metazoa, Mollusca, Cephalopoda, Octopoda, Octopodidae.